UUUGUGCUCUUGACUACAACUGGCAUCUGUAUAUAUAUACAUGUACCGGUCUGACACAGUCACAAACACGAUUUAAUGCUCAGAGGACACACAAGCCAAAAGCAGCCUGACGCAGUCAUGAAGGUGUUUGUGGUACUAGCCAUUGCAGUUCUGUCUGGUUGUCAUGCCAACCUUUUCUAUGCUGAUGCACCCAAGCCAAAGCUGGAAGUGCUGACUGAUGCUUUCUGGGACUAUGUUGCUAAGGCCACUCAGACAGCUGAUGACACUCUCCAGAUGAUCAGGAAGUCUCAGUUUGGACAGGAAGUGAGCGCCCGUCUGACAGAGAGUACAGACAUGGCCAGCCAGUAUGCAGUCUCCCUCCAGGAGCAGCUUUCCCCUGCAGCCCAGGACCUGAUCACCAAAGUCACCACAGAGGCUGAUGUGCUGAGAGAGCGUGUGACUCUGGAGCUCAGCACUGUCAGGGAAAGGCUUGAGCCCUACACUGAAGACAUGAAGGCCCAGAUCCAGCAGAGAGUGGAGCUGCUCAAACAGGAGCUGGCCCCCUAUGCAGACUCCCUGGACUCCGAGACCCUGAGGACCACCCUGUUGCAGAAGAGCGAGGAGCUGAAGACCAGCCUGGAGCAGAGUGUGAGGGAUCUGCAGGCUCAGCUGGGACCCUACACUGAUGACCUGAAGCAGAAGGUGGACCAGCACCUGCAGAAUUUCCAGGAAAAUGUGGCCCCAGUGACCGACAAGGUCCAGGUUGAGCUCACUCAGAGAGCACAUCUGGUGAGGCAAAUGGUGGCUCCCUAUGCUGAGGACCUGAAGGAAAAACUGGACCCCUACGCCCAGGACCUACAGGCCCAGCUCAUGUCCCUCUACCAAUCCUUUGUAAACGGCAACUAAGUAAACUUCCACACCUGCUUCAUCUUUUACCAAAUGCUGGCCUUGUUUGGUCUACCUCUAUCUGAAGCAUGAAAUAUAACAAUUUAAAUAUCUGAAUUGUACUGUACACCAAAUUAAACUGGGUGUAUACCCACAACAUAAUAUUUAUUGCAGGUGCAAGUAUUGCACCUCUGCACUUGUCAAACAUGUAUAUACUUAGUUUUUAUUGCGUGUUGUGAAGUGAGAAACUGUAACUUUUUUUGUAAUUUCUGUAAGUUAUCAAAAAUAAACAGCCGAAUAUGAAAUAUGCAAA
Messenger RNA from Scatophagus argus, 1177 nucleotides. Its product is annotated as apolipoprotein A-IV-like. Gene Ontology annotation, molecular function: phospholipid binding; phosphatidylcholine-sterol O-acyltransferase activator activity; cholesterol binding. Gene Ontology annotation, cellular component: blood microparticle; high-density lipoprotein particle; extracellular region. NCBI's taxonomy places the organism in Eukaryota, Metazoa, Chordata, Actinopteri, Scatophagidae. The record is from RefSeq and is a predicted model, not a curated record. Bases 76 to 885 code for a protein of 269 amino acids. Gene Ontology annotation, biological process: cholesterol efflux; phospholipid efflux; reverse cholesterol transport. The transcript has 4 exons.